AUGAAGACGCCCAAGAAUCAGUCGGCUAAAGCGCGAACUGUGAAAUGGCAUGAGGUUCCCGAAUGGCGGGUCGAUAACCGGAUCAUCUGCAGCGGCUAUCGACUAGCAAAAGGAGGCUAUGUGGGAGCCUUCACCGGCCUGACUACCUUGCAUAACGAGACUUUUAAUGUGUAUACCCACCUGAUCGGGGCUCUACUCCUACCAUUCAUCGCCUUUGCCUUCAUGUCGGUCUUUUCCGACCCUCGAUUUCUCAACGUUUCGAUAAGAGACUAUGUCGUGUUCGGACUCUACUUUAUGGUUGCGGAAGCUUGUUUAAUUUUCAGCGCUGUGUACCACCUGAUGAAAGAUCACUCAGAGAAAGUUGCAGAGUUCUGGCAUGGAAUGGACCUGCUGGGUAUCGUCAUCGUGACGGCGGGCACAUUUGCUUCGGCCAUCUACUAUAUCUUCCUCUGUGAACCGAGAUUGCAAAAAGUGCACUGGGCGAUCAUCUUGACCUCGAGCACUGUCACUGCCGUUCUCAUCUCCAACCCCGCGUUCAGAACGCUGCGCUGGCGGAGUGUGAGGGUGGGCGUCUACUUUGCGCUUGGCGCAUCAUCGUUCAUACCGCUAUUGCACGGAGUCCAGCGGUACGGACUCGGGUACAUGCUGCAAUACGCGGGAAUGAAAUGGUAUCUGAUAGAGCUGGUUCUCUACGGCGGGGGUACUGGUCUGUACGCGUUCCGAAUCCCAGAGCGCUUAGCACCGGGCAAAUUUGAUAUCUGCGGGAGCUCGCACCAGAUCUUUCAUAUCUUGAUCGUGUGCGCCAUGCCCGCACACAUGACCGCCUUGAUGCACGCUUUCACGGAGUGUCACACAUUGGAUUUGUGCAAGAUCAAGGGC
Molecule: messenger RNA, 879 nt
Organism: Exophiala aquamarina CBS 119918
Lineage: Eukaryota; Fungi; Ascomycota; Eurotiomycetes; Chaetothyriales; Herpotrichiellaceae
Exons: 3
Cellular component (GO): membrane
Molecular function (GO): signaling receptor activity
Source: RefSeq, a predicted model, not a curated record